AGCAAUUGAAAGUUAAUAGAUUUUGCAAGUGUUAAAAAAGCACAAAAAAACAAACAUUUUUGGAGGUUGUUGGCGCCAAUUCCCCUAUAAAACACGGGAUUUUCUUAUGGAUUAAAACUACUUCAAUCAAAAAAUUCAGACGGCGGGAAUAUCAGAAAGAAAAGUGGGGCACCAAUUUCUAGCGUUAUACGGUGGCAAGAAAGCUGUCAAUUGUCUCUUUACACUCGACUGAAUCCUAUCAACACCAUGAGAACCCGCGAUGCCGACCUCCGAGAUACGCUGUUUCCGCCCACCAAUCAAAUGGAAAGCCAAAAAGUGGGUGGCAAAAGCGAAACAUACUGUUCCAGCUAUGAGCAUUGUGGAUCAAAGAUUCAAGAGUGUCCUGAAGAUGCCGAAGACAUGCUGCCACACAAAGAAAUGGGUCAACUUUCGUUCGAAGAAAAGAAAUUCCUUCUCGCCGUCGAGCGGGGAGAUGUGGCCACUGUCAGAAGGAUGCUGCAAAGGGCGCGAGAUACAAAUUACAUCGACGUCAACUGCGUGGAUCCUCUGGGACGUUCUGGGCUCUUAAUGGCCAUUGACAAUGAAAAUCUGGAAAUGGUUGAACUUUUGAUUGAAUAUCGAGUCGAGACGAAGGACGCUUUACUGCAUGCCAUUUCCGAGGAGUACGUUGAGGCCGUUGAAGUGUUGCUCGACCAUGAAGAGACACUACACAAAGAAGGCGAACCUCACAGUUGGGAGGCUUUGCAACCGGAUACGGCAACUUUCACCCCCGACAUUACACCGUUGAUCCUUGCGGCCCAUAGAGACAACUACGAGAUCAUCAAGAUUCUAUUGGAUCGGGGAGCCAAACUUCCAGCGCCACACGAUGUUAGAUGCGGGUGUAUCGAUUGCGUGACAUCAAGGCAAGAAGACAGUCUACGUCACAGCCGAUCCCGGAUAAAUGCCUACCGAGCUCUGGCUAGUCCGUCACUCAUCUCUUUAUCGAGUAAAGAUCCUAUCCUGACAGCUUUUGAAUUAAGUUGGGAAUUGCGCAGACUCAGCUUCAUGGAACACGAGUUCAAAAGCGAAUAUCAGGAAUUGAGGAAACAAUGCCAAGAUUUUGCUACUGCCUUGCUUGAUCAUACACGUAGCUCGUACGAGCUGGAAGUCAUGUUGAAUCAUGACCCCAAAGGUCCCGCUUUCGAACACGGAGAUCGGAUGAGUCUCAACCGGCUGAAAUUGGCCAUAAAAUACCGUCAAAAAAAGUUCGUGGCACAUCCAAACGUGCAACAACUCCUAGCUUCCAUAUGGUACGAAGGCCUGCCAGGCUUCCGACGCAAAAACAUGAUACUGCAGAGUUUAGAAGUCAUUCGAAUAGGAGUGCUCUUUCCACUUUUCUCCAUCCUCUAUAUUUUAUUUCCGCAUUCGUGCGGGAAAACGUUGCGCAAGCCGUUCAUCAAGUUCAUAUGCCACUCUGCUUCGUAUUUCACCUUUUUGUUCUUGCUGAUUCUCGCAUCUCAACGAAUUGAAACGGUAUUCAAAAACUGGGUCGGGCGACUUCCUGGCGUUCUUGAAAAAUGGAUUUCUGAUGACGUCACUACCAAACGAGGAGCUCCCCCAACAAUGAUUGAAUGGCUCAUCUUAGCCUGGGUUUGCGGUUUAGUUUGGAGCGAAAUCAAGCAGCUGUGGGAUGUCGGUUUACAGGAAUAUGUAGGAGAUAUGUGGAACGUCAUCGACUUUGUUACUAACGCUCUCUACGUAGCGACUGUCGCCUUACGCAUCGUUGCGUUCUUUCAAGUCCAAAAGGAAAUGGCAAAAAACGCGAAUUCAGCCUCUUUGCCUCGAGAAGAAUGGGACACUUGGGAUCCAAUGCUGAUAUCAGAAGGCCUGUUUUCCGCAGCUAACAUAUUCAGUUCUUUGAAGCUGGUCUACAUCUUUUCCGUCAACCCUUAUUUGGGUCCGCUGCAAGUUUCCCUCAGCAGGAUGGUAAUGGAUAUUAUGAAAUUCUUCUUCCUCUACGUCUUGGUUCUUUUCGCUUUUUCCUGCGGCUUGAAUCAGCUCCUUUGGUAUUACGCUGACCUAGAAAAGCAAGCCUGUGACGCACCUAGGCACGGCAAAUCGGAUCCGGACGCUUGUAUUGUGUGGAGGCGAUUUUCAAACUUGUUCGAAACAUCACAGACUCUGUUCUGGGCUGCUUUCAGCUUAAUUGAUCUCGACAAUUUCGAGUUGGUUGGCAUAAAAAGCUUCACACGUUUCUGGGGCCUGCUAAUGUUUGGCUGUUAUUCGGUCAUCAACAUUGUGGUUCUACUCAAUCUCCUCAUCGCCAUGAUGAAUCACUCUUAUCAACUGAUUUCCGAACGGGCUGACACGGAAUGGAAAUUCGCUAGAAGCAAAUUGUGGAUUAGCUAUUUCGAAGAAGGAGGAACGGUUCCACCGCCUUUCAACAUUAUUCCGACACCGAAAAGCGUGUGGUAUGUCAUCAAGUGGGCAUACUGCCAGUGCGUUGGGAAAUCUUCUCCACAUAAGAAAGAGCACAUGAAGACCAUUCGGAAUAUCAUGCGGAACUUGGUGCGCCGCUACGUAACAGUUGAACAACGCAAAUCAGACAACCAGGGGGUAACAGAAGACGACGUCAACGAGAUAAAACAGGACAUUUCCGCGUUCCGCUGCGAGCUGAUUGAAGUGCUCAAAAACUCGGGCAUGAACACAUCAACAGCGACGGGUGUUGGGCAAGGUAUCUCCUUUGGGAGCAUCAGGGGUAAAUUGAGUACUUCAUUUUUUUUAUUUGUCAUUACUUCCCUUCAACGCAGCCUUUAUCUUCGCAUUGUUUUUGUUAAUCAGCUUUUCUAUCCCGAUGCAUGCUAUUAUUUUAGACGUCUCUAUCCUGCCUGUGUUCCGCAUCUCUUAACGCAUCUUUCUCCUUUCUUUCACACGGCGUUAUGGUAAAUCAUUCACGACAUCUAGCGGUA
Daphnia magna is the source of this 2948-nucleotide messenger RNA. RefSeq names its product transient receptor potential-gamma protein-like. The record is from RefSeq and is a predicted model, not a curated record. Gene Ontology annotation, biological process: regulation of cytosolic calcium ion concentration; calcium ion transmembrane transport; manganese ion transport. Lineage: Eukaryota; Metazoa; Arthropoda; Branchiopoda; Diplostraca; Daphniidae. Gene Ontology annotation, cellular component: cation channel complex; membrane. Gene Ontology annotation, molecular function: protein binding; inositol 1,4,5 trisphosphate binding; store-operated calcium channel activity.